GUCAGAGAAUUCCUAGUGCAGUCCGUCACGCUCAGCAUCUCCCGCACAGCCACCUGCGCGCUGAAUAUCACCAGCACAGCCAUCUGCAGGCACAGCGUCUCUGGCACAGUCACCUGCACAGUGUAUCCAGCGCAGUCGCCUGCGUGGAGGAAUAUCCAACACUGCCAUCUGAGAAAUACACAUCUUCAUAUCCAGAAAAGGAGCCAUAAGCUAACAGUGUGGCCAAGGCAACGAGAGAAAGGGACAAUAUGCCACUGCUCCUCAUCUGCAUUCUCAGCCUCAGUGUGUUCUGGAGGGGAGGCUGUCAACGAGGAGACGAACAGAUCCCACAAUUUAACUUCACUGUUAUCGACACCACCACCAUCACUGGCACUCUACCAGACUCCAGUGAUUCUAUGAGUUUGAGAAAUCAGACCGAAAAUAUCUCAAGCAGCACACCUCUCUCCAUUACUGAAGAUGUAAGCCAUGAAGAUUCAUGGUCAUCUACACCUCCCACCAACACAAUACCAAUGAUGACACCAUCACUGGACAUGGUGAUGCUUACCAUGGCGCCAGCCAAUACAGACCCAACGCUCACUGAGUCUGAUAUAAACACCAUCUUGACCACGGAAGCAACCAACACAACCACCAUACUCUCCGCAUCAGCGACCAAUAGAAGUGCCAGCUUGAUCACAGCAGCGACCAGCAAAACCGCCAUGCUCACCACAGCAGCAACCAGUUUAAGUGCUGCAACCAACAGCAUCCCUACUGUCACUUUAACUGUAGAUAAAAUAAACCCGCACAAAGACAAUGACAAAGAGACAAAUUCUCCAUCGCUAAAUGGGGAAGCAACCACAACCCAAAUGCCUUCCAUCACGUCCCCAAAGAUGCCUGCAUUCAACAGCCAGAACAACACGGAUUACAGCGAUGACAAGCACGAGGAGGAGGAGGAGGAGGAGAUGAAGAAGGGGAGGAGGGACAUGCCCAAAUGCGUGCACGACCCUUGCGCCCACCUGCAGCUGCCCUGCCUGUUGGUUUCCCAGGGAAGCUGCAUGUGCCCGGGCCUGACCCUCAACUCGGUCACUCCGGCACCCCCUCUCGCCGUGGACGCCCAGGACGUGACGGACAGCUCGGCGGAGGUGCGCUGGUGCGCGCCGUACUCCUCCGUCUCCGGGUACGAGCUGCAGGUGCGGGAGGAAGCGAGCGGGGCUCUCACCAGCCACGCCCUGGAGCCCACGUUCAGGAGGUUCAGGCUGACGGCCCUGGGGGAGAGCCGGGCGUACUCGGUGUGCGUGGUUGCCAAGAACCUCGCGGGCCCCUCCCGCCCGCGGUGCACGGUGCUCAAAACCUCCAAGGGCACUGCGGCCGUCACCUACUACCUGGCUGCAGCGGUGGCGGGCUUGGCGGUGCUGGCGCUGGUGCUCGCCGUCUGCCUGUGCCGCCACUGCAGGAAACCGCCGCUGGAAAACCAGCGUAACACAAGCCUAAUUUCCAUCCGAAACCCAGCCUACUACCACCCACAGGAGACAGCAGACAUAUUGAAGGUAUAGGACUAGCUCACAUAAACAUACCUUCAAUGCUGUGUACUCUUGCACUUGGUAGUAUGUACCACCAAGUAUGCAAGCGGGUAGUAUGCACAACAGUUCUCCUGUUUUGGAAAUGUACAUUUGUGCCAUCAUUUUACCAGGAACGUAAUUUAACCUAUAUUAGCUUCAAGCACAUUUGCUUAGUUUUUCAUUCAUUUUUUGACUAAUCACAUUCAUACUAUGUUGUUUGAGGUAACUAAAGAUUCAGAGAAAGAACAAAAAGAAACUUUAAAAAAAAAAAAAAA
Messenger RNA from Anguilla anguilla (European eel), 1810 nucleotides. RefSeq names its product leucine-rich repeat neuronal protein 4-like. Gene Ontology annotation, molecular function: protein binding. Bases 249 to 1529 code for a protein of 426 amino acids. NCBI's taxonomy places the organism in Eukaryota, Metazoa, Chordata, Actinopteri, Anguilliformes, Anguillidae. The record is from RefSeq and is a predicted model, not a curated record. The transcript has 5 exons.